This is a messenger RNA of Onychostoma macrolepis, 6681 nucleotides long. RefSeq names its product trypsin-3-like. The coding region runs from base 3569 to 4324 and encodes 251 amino acids. Gene Ontology annotation, biological process: proteolysis. NCBI's taxonomy places the organism in Eukaryota, Metazoa, Chordata, Actinopteri, Cypriniformes, Cyprinidae. Gene Ontology annotation, molecular function: serine-type endopeptidase activity. The transcript is spliced from 6 exons. The record is from RefSeq and is a predicted model, not a curated record.
GUGUUGUGGUGGAAAUGACACCAAUACUGUGCGACAGCUAUAUUUUGUAUAAAAAGUAAUAUUGAUAGUGGUCUCACAUUAAAUACUAUAAUGUAUUUUAAUUAUUUUACUAGUGCUUAAUUCAGGUACAUUAAUAGUUACCAGAUAAGUCAUAUUUUUAAACUUUAUUUUGCUUGAAGUUUAAAAGUCUGGGUGUGCGACAUGGAAAAAACAGUGAUUUUGACACCUAUAAAGAGGUUGAAAAGUAUGAAAAAAUCAUAAUACAAAGGUAGUAAAAAGUUUUUAAGGUGGUUUUAUUGUUAGUUUGACAAAGAUAGAGGAAUUUGUCCAAAAUUAUAUGUAUUUUUUAAAAAUAUGACCAAAGAACGUAAAAGUGCCCAUAGUCUAAGAAUCACCAAACUAGGGCCUAUUUUAUUGCUAUCCCGACUCACUCCGGUUCGAUGCAUGAUCAAUCUUCUCCUGCGCAGCCGCACUUCCACAUCCAUCAGUUACUUGAUUGUGAUAUAUAUUUCCUAUGUCUAAAAUAUCGAAGCCCUCUGGUUCCCAGGGAAGAAAAAAGAAGAAAAACGGGACAAAGACUGAACAUUUUAUAAUAAAAGAAUGUGGGCAUAUGCGUCGACACCCAAGAUGCAUGCUAAUGCCAGGUGUGAACAGAGCCGCUGUGUGACAACACAAUCAACUUAGCAGAAUGGUUCCUCAGAGAGAUAUUGUCAUUAUUUAUUUAUUUAUUUUCCCAAAAAGCCAAGUUCCUGGCUUUUCCCAAGAACUUCAAGGACACGAUUGGCCUCGGAAUCAACUGUAUAAAGGAGGAUGAAACCGAUGUUUAAGGUUAGACUAUAUAUUUCAGAAUAAGAUUAUCUAUAUUCAUUCAUUAUUUUUAUUCUGUGUUCAUAUCUGUUGUCAUAUCUGUUAUUUAGAAUGGGACAGCGAUAUUGCAUCAAUUUGUCUCCUACUUCAUUUGGGUCCACCAUCACCACAAGGCUGCAAGGGACCUGGAAAAAUGUCCUCCUAUCAAUCUGAAAAACAUCUUCAAAAAGGUAAAUUUCUGUCACUACCUAUUGUCUGCCUCAAAAUAUUGCCAGAUGUGUUGUACAUGGAAAAACUAAUAAAAAUAAAAUCAAUUGGAGAGCUGACCUUAAUUGUUAUUUUUGUCUUUGAUUUGCAGGCACUAAUAAGAAGAAUACCUUGUAGAGACCACACAGCCAUACCUGCUCGCUGAUGGGACAACAAGGAACAGCAUUCAUGGAUGUGUAGGAUCUCUGUUGUUCGAGCAGGCCACCAUGUGAGACAUUGAACAUAGGCCUGGAGAACUAAAUUAAACUAAUCAUUAGAGUCAAGCAAUGACAAUACCCUGAGUGAUUUCCUGUCAGCGUUUUUCUCGUCCACUCAGAAGGGAUGAUAAUGACUAACUUAAUCAGGAAAAACAAAGAUCUUUUGAGAGUCUUUCUUGCAACCCGUGGAGGAACCUCAUGAUCUAAUCAAAAUGUAUGGAUCCAUACAUUCAACAGGAAAAGGACCAUUAAAGUAACUGACUAUUUCAGGCCAGCAAAACUGGAAGUUGUGGAAGUUACUUUUCUGCCUAUAAUUGAUUAUGGAGAUGUAUUGUACAUGCAUGCUGCAUUUUCCAUCCUGCGUCAUGUUGAUUCAGUUUACCAUGCAUCACUACGAUUCAUAACAAAUACAAAGUCCCUUACCCAUCACUGCAUUCUUUAUGAUUUAGUUGGUUGGACAUCACUUAAAAUUCGUAGACAACAGCACUGGUAUAUCUUUAUUUAUAAAGCUAUACUUGGCAAACUUCCACUGUACCUCUGUAACCUCCUCUCUGUUUGCUCUGGUACUUAUCAGCUACGUUCCUCAAAGUGGUUGCUUUUUAAUGUCCCACGAGUUACAACUGAAUUGGGAAAAACUGCUUUUUCUUAUUUAGCACCUUGGGGGUGGAAUAAUUUGCAAAAAAAGUUAAAGUUAGAAACCCUUAUGUCCAUAAAUGAAUUUAUAACUACUGUAAAGAGUGUUGUGAUGGAGACAUGUUCUUGUUUUUCUUGAGAGUUUUCAUUGUGUUUUAUAUUUUUUAUUUUUAAUAUUUUUGCAUUUCUUUUAUUGUGAAAAUGUAAUUUUUGUGUUUGUCAUGUAUGCAUUUGUUGUGAUUUGGCUGCUACCUUGGCCAGGUCUCUCUUGUAAAAGAGAUUUUGAAUCUCAAUGGGACCUCCUGGUUAAAUAAAGGUAUAAAUAAAAAAACCAGGAGAUCUGUAACAUGAUCGUCUGAUGACUCCUGCGUGCUCCUCUCGGUCUUCUACUUUUCUCUUACAACAAAAGAAACACUAACUUACAUAAAUGAUCUCUAAAGACAAUCAUUUAUUUCCAUUGCUAUUAGAUCAAGUGUAUCAACAAAUAACAUGUUUGAUGUCUUAUAUAUAUGCUUGGUGUUUUAUGUUAUGCGUGGUGUACUUUAUUUCGAUAUUUGCCGUAUAACUUUCUUGUGAAUAGAUAGCCGUGUGUAGUAUCGUGUUAAAGCGUAUUUCAAAUGCAGGAAGUUGAAAUUUUCAGCCUCGUAUGAAUGAUGAAUACUUUUAAAUGUGGAGACUGAAAGACAAGACUUGCAAUUAAACUUAAAAAGGCUAUUCAUUGAAUAAAUAUGAGUGCUGCAUGUUUCAAAGUCAUCUGCUUUGCUGCUUUGUGGAGUCUGUCUUUUGGGCUUUGUGUACUGCCAUUCCCAAAGCGCCACCUGUUGGAAGAGAAUGAUUUUCCAUUUUCAAUCAGCCCUUACGUCUGCUGUUGUCAAAGGCCAAUGUGAAAAUCAAUCCAUGUUUUUAAGCAGCAAACACGCAGAGUUGUAAAUGUGAACUGGUGGAUCGACAAGAAGAUAAUUUGUUAUAAAAUGUAAACAAUUAAGGCAGUAAAAUAUAUUUAUAUGUUAUUUAAUUAAUAUAAUACUUUAUUGUUUUUGUGUAAACCUGCAUCUGAACUGUAAAUCAUGCUUUUUAGUCAUUUAAUUUUUAAUUUAUUUAUUUCCUUUUUUUUUUUUUUUUGUGCAGGUCUUAAAAAAGGUCUUUAAAAGUCUUGAAUUUAAGUUUAAAUAUCCUGCAGAUACCCUGGCCUGGCAAAAACCAUCAAUUGUUUUUUAUAUACAAUUGUCCGGACCUCGGCUGGUGGGGAGGGUUCAUUACUGGACCUCAAGCCAUUUUAGUUGAAGACCCCUGCUCUAGUGGGUGGACAGAAUCCAGCUCGUUAAAACUCCGUUACACAAAGCUCGCUUGCUGCUUGAAAAGUUGCACUUGCUGCUUGAAAACUUUGGUCUCGCCUCACUGGUCGCGCUGCGAAGCGCCUACAGCCUUAACAUCAGGUUGACCAUCCAAGACUUCAACAUUCCUUCUGACCAAAGAAACUUUCAAAGCCUGAAGCCACUCAAGAACUUCAAAGCAUUAUCACCCUUGCAUCACCAGGAAGCCAACCAGUCGCAAAAGGGGUUCCCCGAGUGACGUCACGCAAGGACCCAGCAGGAUUUUCCCAGGAUUUCCCGACCAGGAAGGAAAGGGAACCGGAGAAUACCGCUCAACUCAACUUAGAGCAAAUGUGCUCUCUCCUCUCCUCAACUGCAAUGAAGACCGCUGUGUUCAUUCUACUGGUUGUGCUUGUGGCUUUCAGCUCAGGAGAUAAAAUCAUUGGAGGUUAUGAAUGUCAGCCCCACUCCCAGCCCUGGCAAGCGUACCUUACCGAUAACAGAAUAUCAUGUGGAGGAUCUUUGAUUAAUGAAAGAUGGGUUGUGUCUGCUGCUCACUGCACAUUCUCACGCAAUCGUCUCCUCGUCUACCUGGGAAAGCACAGAUUGUGUGAUGCUGAAAGCACAGAGCAGCAGAUCGGAGUAGAGAAGAUCAUUCCUUACCCGAGAUACAAUAAUCGGCCUCAUAACAAUGAUAUCCUGCUGAUGAAGCUGAGAAGUCCUGCCACCUUCAACAAGUAUGUGAAACCAAUCCCUCUGGCAACCAACUGCACCUCUGCAGGGGAGAACUGCUUGGUUUCUGGAUGGGGCAGAACUGGAGCUGGCUCUGCUUCUGUCCUGCAGUGUUUGGAUUUGCCUGUCCUCUCAAGGGCGAAGUGUAAGUGUGCGUAUGGUAAAUUAAUAACUACAAACAUGUUCUGUGCUGGAUUCAUGCGGGGAGGGAAGGACUCAUGUCAGGGGGAUUCUGGUGGCCCUGUAGUGUGCAGCGGGAAACUGAAAGGUGUUGUUUCCUUUGGCAAUGGCUGUGCUAAACCACGCUUUCCUGGGGUUUAUGUUGAGGUGUGCCGCUACACCAGCUGGAUCAAUUCCAUCAUAGCUAAUAACUAACUGUUUAUUCAGUCUGGUUGGUCCUUUACAAGUUCAUUUCCUAGAUCUGUAAUUAAGUCAAAGUCCCUUUAAGGCCAGUCAUCCAACUUUGAAAUGCCUCUCAGACAUCUAUUUCAGUCAUGCAAGUACAGCUCCUCUCUCUUUGAAUGAGGAAACAUCAAAUUUUAUAGCAACCAGAGCUUCUAACAGAAGCUGCAGUGAUGCAAUGACUUUACCAAUAAGUGAUUGGCUCUUUUAUUUAGAAAGCGGGACUAUUCAUUUUCCUUUUUCUAUUUUUCUUUUGCAUAUUCUCCCAUUCAUAAGUAAUUUGAGUGCACCAUCUUUGUAUAUCUUAAUCUUUUAAUUAAAUUCUGUUUGCAAUAAGUAUGUGUUUCUGUCUUUUAUUUUUAUGUUUUAAAGUUUUCUUUAACCAUGAUUGAUCCCCACCCCUAACACUAUGUUGCUACAGCAUCACCCUGGCAUGGUACAAUGAAGUACUCCAUCAUGUGAGUGUGCAAUGUCACAUACCUCAGAGUAUUGACAACAGGGCCAUCUGCUGGCUUGUAAAAUUUACACAACUGCUUGAAGCCUGAAAAUUGAAUGGGUGUUUCCUGAAAUGAAAUGUUGGUUUAAAGUAACCCAAUUCUGAUAUUUUGUCAUCCACUCUUGGAUGAAAUAUAGACAAACACAACCAUGGAUUAUUCUUUUACACUCUAAAAAACAUGGUUCUUUAAAGGUUCUUUACAUGUAAUACGGGUUCUAUUUAGACCCCAUUUUGCUAUUGUUUGUAUUUUGUGUUUUAUUUCCUUAUGAAUUUAUUCAUUUUCAUUGCCAGUUAUCAUGUAGUAAUGCAUUAAGCUAAUUGCUAAUAUUAAUGUAAAUAAAUGAUUAUUAAAAAGAUUCUUUAUAAUUUUAUAUGAAGGUUCUUCAUAUAAAAAUUAUAAAGCAUUUUCAAAGCAUAGUUCUUUAUGGAAUCUCAUAAAAAGUGUUCUGUUUUUCUGGUACUGUUAGUAAUUUCAACCUUUUUUUGGCUUACUAAUUUCAGAUGAUUUAGAAAACAUGCAAAAGCUACAUGUCCAGAAUCAGAAUCAGAAUCAGAAAGAGCUUUAUUGCCAAGUGUGUUUACACACACAAGGAAUGUGUCUUGGUGUUAGGAGCUUCCAGUGCAGAAGUACAAACAUAGUGCAGACAACAUAUAAUUAAGGUAAUAAAAACACUAAUAAUGAAGAGAAUAGACAAUAAAUUAUAAACAAUAGUUAUAAAAAUAUACAGUAAUACAGAAAAGAAAAAAUGUCCAUAGACAGAACUGUGAAUGUGCAUGUGUCCAAUGUACAGAUGAUGGUUUGAUGAGUUAUUUACAGUACUGGGGUGUGUUAUGUGUUGUUCAGAUGGGAUAUGGCCUGGGGGAAAAAAACUGUUCUUGUGCCUGGCUGUUCUGGUGCUCAGUGAUCUGUAGCGCCGGCCAGAGGGCAACAGUUCAAAGAGAGAGUGAGCUGGGUGUGAGGGGUCCAGAGUGACUUUCUUAGCCCUUUUCCUCACUCUGGAGUUAUAAAGAUCUUGGAGGUUGGGUAGAGGGGCACCAAUAAUCCUCUCAGCAGUCCUGACUGUCCGUUGUAGUCUUCUAAUGUCUGUUUUGGUAGCUGAGCCAAACCAAACAGUUAUAGAUGAACACAGGACGGAUUCGAUGAUGGCAGAGUAGAACUGUUUCAAAAUUCAAAAUAAUGUUUGCAAAAUAAUAAAAUGGAAAUGUUCAACCUUUUUAAAAUGGAACGUUCCCUUAAUGUUGUCUUUAAUGUUCGCUUCUGAAGGAGAAAAUAAAGUUUUUAAACAUUUAAAGAACUGGACAUUUUGAACGUUGAACUUAUUGGGAACAUUAUCAAAAGGUUCUUAGAAUGUAUUUUGGUUAACUUGGUUUUUACCUCAUACUUAUAUAUGUAUUUUUAAGAUUAACUAAAGUCUGGUCUGUUUGGAUCAACAUGACAGAAAUUUUGACAGAAUUUUCAUUUUUGGGUGAAGUAUCACUUUAAGCAUACAUGGUAACAUUUUGCCAGUAUAAAUGGUUAGAAAGGUGCAGAGCCAGUAUGAGAGAAAUAAUAAUAGCAAUAAAAUAAAAUAACAUUAUGGUGAUAACUUGUGCUUGAUAGAAGUAAAAACAGCAAUUCCAACAAUUCCACCUAGAAAACAGUAGAGGGAUACAUUGAGCAGAUCAAACGUUUCAAGCCUCUUUAGUUUUGAGAGGUUCAAAACAGCUCCCUCUGGUGACUUAAAACAGAAAUGUCAAAAGCCUAUGACUCCUCUCCUCUUCUCUGCAGCAUGUAGCAGGUCAAAUGGUGUUGAGAUCAAUCUGCAUGAUUUGGCUUUUUUGCUUGAAGGCCAAA